Molecule: messenger RNA, 437 nt
Organism: Laetiporus sulphureus 93-53
Lineage: Eukaryota; Fungi; Basidiomycota; Agaricomycetes; Polyporales; Laetiporaceae
Exons: 3
Coding region: 1-306 (101 amino acids)
Cellular component (GO): mitochondrial inner membrane peptidase complex
Source: RefSeq, a predicted model, not a curated record
AUGGACGCUCGGGGUGUCAAGUUAACCCCUCAGACCCAAAGGAAAUGCCGCCUCGCAGAGAUUGUGCAGUACAAAUGUGACGUUGAGAUGGGCCACCAGGGGCAACCUCAGUUUCAUUGCUGGCCAGUGCCGCGGAUAUUCAGGAUUUGUCCUGGUCGGCCUGCUGUCGAAAUGACUAGAUUUGUGAAAGUUGACAUGAGUACGGGCGAAAUCAGCGUUCCCCCUGAGUCCAGUCAAACGUUGCCUGAGGGAAAGCCUUGGCGAGAUGUAAAAUGCUACGACGACAAACUGGAGGAGCUGCUAUGACUGAGAUAGGAGGAUCUACGCGGACGCCUGAACAGAUUCCCAUCCGAACUCAGUUGCUGAGCGGGCUUGAGCCCCGAGCAAAGUGCUCUCCGUCGGAAUCCUGUGCACCAUGCCUGUUCGUCGAUUGUUCG